Stereum hirsutum FP-91666 SS1 is the source of this 2405-nucleotide messenger RNA. RefSeq names its product RhoGAP-domain-containing protein. NCBI's taxonomy places the organism in Eukaryota, Fungi, Basidiomycota, Agaricomycetes, Russulales, Stereaceae. Bases 1 to 2163 code for a protein of 720 amino acids. Gene Ontology annotation, cellular component: cytoplasm. The record is from RefSeq and is a predicted model, not a curated record. Gene Ontology annotation, biological process: small GTPase-mediated signal transduction. Gene Ontology annotation, molecular function: GTPase activator activity. The transcript is spliced from 13 exons.
AUGCCCCCAAAGACACUCACCCUCAAGCAACGGCUAGCAGCACUAACACAAUCCCCGACUUCACCUGCGCCGCAAUAUGGACCAGAGCCCUCAACACCGCGUUCACCAGGUAAACGGAGGUUUAGUGCGCCUUGGCGAAGGGGGUCUAUCCAGGAUGGGUACGGAAUGCAGAGUGAGGAGGAUAAAUUGCAGGAGGUGAUGGGGAGGAUGAUAUAUCAGGCCGGCGUUGACUAUGAGACACGGCCAAUGGUCAUCAUGAAUGCGUCCGCCAUGCCCGACGCUCGAGAUGUAAAUUAUGACAUGUUACUAUCACGAAUACUAUCCUACUUGGAUCUCUAUGUGGAAUCGGACUAUACCGUCGUUUUCUUUGCGGCUGGGAACAAGAACACUCCAGGCUGGAACUGGAUGUGGAAGGCUUAUCGGAGUCUGAGUCGGAAGUUCAGGAAGAACUUGAAGAGACUGUUUAUCGUACAUUCCAACUUCUUCUCGAAAAUGCUUUUCUCCUUGGCCGGUGCCUUCAUCAGCCCAAAGUUCUUUCGCAAAAUUUCAUACGUUGAUACCCUCUCCGAACUUGCCUGCUCGGUACCUCUAACUCAGAUCGACGUGCCACCAGCUGUGUACCAAGAGAACUUGAAGCACGAAAGACAGAUCAUACUACCGAUGCCGUCACAUGCGAGUCUGUUCGGUGUGCCACUCGAGGAUCUUAUGGGUUUCGACGGCGAAAAGGGUGGAAUACCGAGGGUCGUGAAAGAUUGUAUACAAUAUAUACGGGAGAGUGGCAUGAUGGAGGAGGGACUAUUCAGACGAUCACCCAACUCAGUAUUAUUGAGACAGGUGCAGGAAGCCUACGACCGAGGUCAUGUCGUCUCGCUGGAUACAUUCGGCGACCCUCACCUCGCCGCCGUCCUCCUCAAGAAAUAUCUGCGUGACCUCCCCGAGCCACUUUUCCCCGAAGCCCUAUACCCCAUCAUCCAGCGCUGUCCCACACCGACAGACGACCCAACCGACUGGUCGGCUUUGCUGUACAUAAGAGAUACCCUACUUCCAGAACUGCCGCGGUGCAGUUAUAUUUUAUUGAGCCAUGUUUUGCAUUUGAUGCACGAAGUUUCGCUACGAUCGUCCACAAAUCUCAUGGACGCACGUAACCUCACCGUCGUCCUCUGCCCCAACCUCGUCCAAUCUCCCUCUCCCGCUCGCGAUGUCAUGAUGUGCGCCGUUCCCGGCGCACCCUCCUUUUCCACCCACUCCCCAUCCCCAGCCUCGCCUUCCCCCUCAGCCAACCUCAACUCCCCAAAUUCACCGUUACCACCUCCACCGCAUUCGCCCGUCACACCAUCGUUGUCCCAGUCUGCUGCCGCCUCGGCACCGCGACCGCCACAGCCGACGACGUUAGGGAUGAUCAUCAAGCUUUGUAUAAUGCGUUACUAUGAAGUUUUCGAUGAGGUGUUGGAUAGGAGCGAGGCGUUACCGGCUUCGAGGGUGGGCGGUGUUGUGGGCGGGAAUGGGAGCAUGGGAAGUGGCAGUGGUAAUGGAGUGAGCGUGGCCACGAAGAGGGCGUCGGUGCUUUCGAAUGGGAGUGCGAAGAGGGAUAGUAGGGCUUUGGACGACGACGAGGAUAUUGACGAUGCGAUGUUGGUAAUGCCCAUUGGGCCUGAUGCUGGACCGCAUGAGAAUAGGAAUGGCGGUAGGAACGGAAAUGGGUGCAUCGAGGGUAACGAGAACGGUGUGGCACCGUCAAUGUCGACUCCUCCGGCCCAAUUUUCGUACCCGUAUCGUGCCCGUCAAAGGCCCUCGCCGCUUCAAAACUCCAAUUCAAACACAUAUUCACCCCGGCACCCGCCACCAUCCGCCACCCGUUCCCUUCACACCGUCAUCUCCACCUCUGGUCCUCCUUCAUCCUACUCCCCUUCUUCACCCUCACCACAUUCUGCGUUCGGAGGCUCGGCUUCGAGGGCGAAGUCGACAAUUAGUAUCGAGAAGGGGGAGAAACAUGGUGGGACGUGGAGGAAGGGGAGUAUCUCGAUUGGAAGGGCGGGGAGUACGAUCGGGAAGAGCAAGAGUGUUGGCGCGGGGGUGGAGGCGCAUGGGAUUACGGCGAGUGGGUUCUUCACGCCGCCGCCUGUGCCGCCGUUGCCGAAGUUUGAUGGUGAGAGGAAGGAUUAGGUGAAGGGGAUGUGGGUUUGGAGAGGCAGAUGUUGGGUGAGAGAGAGUGAGUGAGGCGCGGACGUGAUGACGAUGCUGUACAUUUUUUGUAUAUGCCGUAUUCUUUGCUGAUCCACUCAUGGCUGCCUAGUGCUCUAUCUGUUGAUCUUCGUUGUCCAUUUUCCUGCUUAUUUGUUGCUCAUGGUUGGAUGUCAUCUUCUAUUCAGUCUAUCAUAGCCUGUUUUCUCUGCUACAUAUACUAC